AUGAGCCUGUCGGAUCUGCUUGAUUCAACCGACAGGGAAAUUUGCAACGCGAUUAUCCCCACCCUCACCCUUGAAAUCAGCAACAAUGGGCUGUCACCCGAACAGAUCGACUCGGUGGUCAAGAAGCUGGUAUCUCCUUCCUGCCCCGGGUUUCUCACCAACCAGCUUCCCAGCCUCUUGAUCCCCAACAAACCGGUUCUCUCCCGCACGGUCAUUCGCAUCUCUUCCAAUCUCGGAUUGUCACCUUCGAAACCGAGUCUCAAGACCCAAAUAGCACUCAUGAAAUGGCUCUGCACCGUGCACCCGUUCCUGGAAGACAGCCAGAUCAUCAACUCGCUGUACACGGUGCUAUUCAACUACCUCAACUACGAGUCUUUGCGCCCCUACCUCUGUUCCUUGCUGUUUAUCAGCACCACCUCCGAGUCCGUACAACCAUGGAGAUACGAUACCCUGCUCCAGAUCAAGAACAAGAACCGAGAUCCUCGCACGUCUGGCUACGUGGAUGCAUUACUGACCUUGUACUCGCAGUUCAAGCCGUUCCUACAGGCUCCAAAUGACAUGAAAUGGAGCGAAAGCAAACACAGCACAGUCUCACCUGACGAAAAGCUGCUGGAGAAGGUCAUUCACGUGUUUGGAAACACAAACAAACCCAUCUUGUAUCAGAGCACGGCCCAGUUGCGAGAAAUAGUUGCUGCAAUCGAUAAACCCAUACCGAAGCAACUUCCUAAUGUGGUUGGAAACUCGACUCUGGCACGAGUGUUUCACCUUAAAGCCACCCAGCUAGAUGACCAGCGUCUCAACCGAUGGCUCACGCAAAACAUGGACGAAAAGAAAGUGCUGGAAUACAUGCAAUACACAAAGACCAUGCCACUGGCUGUGGUGAGCUGUCUAGUCAAACAUAUAAAGAAUAGCGACACUCUCCCACCAACCACCUGGACACUUCUUGCCCAACUGCCUCUACUCAACCCCAUCACCUUCAGACAGGCCAUUCUGGAAAAACUAACUAACCAUCCCACUGAACUGGUCGAGUGUCUCACCAAGCUGCUGAACAACUGGUCCACACUGCACACUGAGGGUCCUGGACGUGAAUCAUGUGCACGAGAAAUCCACUCGACAGUUUCCAGUCUCGUCUACAAGGUUCCAGUAUCUGCGACCCUGUCUUACUACGAAACAGCAGCUUACUUCACCGUGAAGACUACCCCUACACGUCCGUUAAUCCCUUCGCUCUCAGUCACCCAGUAUUACACUGCACAGGCAGAUCCCUCCGUGUUAUCGCGACUUGCACGUGUGCUAUUUCUUCUCAGAGACGUGUCUUUGUCUUCCGAGAGCUACAAAACAGCUGUCACUGAACUUAGCUGUGCUCUAUGGAGCCACAGACACCUACAGUUGGAUUCACAGUUCCUCGAAUCCUUGUCUUCCCUGCUACGAUUCCCGGCGACGAUAGAUACUGUUUUCGGACUGACAAUGUCCUCAGCAAUGUCGCACAUUGCAGCGGUAUAUCUGUGGAGUCUUGAGGAGGAAGCAGACAUUGAGCGAAGACACGAGGGUCCAGUUACUGCCCAAUCUCUGGUUGAUAACGAGUACAGAGGAGGGCUGAAACUUACUAAUCAGCAGUACAAGCAGGGACUGUUGGACUUUGCUGCCAACAAAUACGGCCUGAAAGGUCUCCGAGACUUCUUCUAUGUCACCAUGAAGUCUCUCAAGAGAGUUGGAGAGGAGCAGAAGGCUUACAAGAGGCAAAAACUGUAG
Messenger RNA from Yarrowia lipolytica CLIB122, 1749 nucleotides. RefSeq lists its product as uncharacterized. NCBI's taxonomy places the organism in Eukaryota, Fungi, Ascomycota, Dipodascomycetes, Dipodascales. Gene Ontology annotation, cellular component: kinetochore; inner kinetochore. The record is from RefSeq and is a predicted model, not a curated record. Gene Ontology annotation, biological process: CENP-A containing chromatin assembly; mitotic sister chromatid segregation.